CACUGCGUCAUCAAAGCGCGUCUAGUGCAGUGUGGAAAGACCAACACAUAAGAAAACGUUGGUCUUAGCAGUUCGGGAGACAUGGGCUGUUUACAGAGUUUUCAAGGACCAGAGUUACGAAUCUUUCCGAGGAUAGUAGCUGCUCUGUGUUGACAUUUAGUUAAUGCGGGAUAGUUGACAAGAAUGGGAAAAAAAAGCUUUUAUGGGCGUUUCAUCGUGCUGUUGACAUGUCUCUGUUUCUUGUGAACAGGUAUCUUGGAGAGGAGGAAGAUGGGAGCGUGUCAAAGCAGUCUCGGUCUCAGGCGUUACUGGCUAAACUACAGCAGAAGGCAAAAGAGAAGCAGAAACAGAGUUUGACAGGACAGCGACAACACCUGCCUGAGGAACAGACAGUACAGCGGGGUGUCGGAAAGAAAAGGAAAGUUGACAAGGACAGCUGUCAAGAGCCUCAACACCACAAAAAGAGGAACUCAGAAGGAGUGCCUUUGUAUGUUUUGGACUCUGAAAACCAAGAUGAGCCUGUCGAAGAGAAAAAGAAGAAGAAGAAGAAGAAGAAGAAGAACCAGUCAGACAGUUCAGUUGAAGGUCAUUCAGGCUCUCCUGUGACUGGAGGAGAUGGACAGGAGGACACAGGAGGAGAAGACGACGCAGAGGCAGAAAAUGACCCACCAAAAAAAACAGCAGGGAAGACUUCUGCUCCAACUGGAUUCACAGUUGUGGGAGGAUUCGAGAACAAACCUGUCCAGAAGGUACACAGAGUCCUGCCUCAGUGGCUCGCUCAGCCGGAUGUGAUUCACAGAGACAUUAAAAGCAACCUGGUCCCGAUCUCUGACAUCUCAGGACUUUGUGCUCCACUCGUGAAAAAACUACAGAAUCAUGGAAUUCGACACUUCUUUCCAGUGCAAGUGGGAGUCAUCCCAGCCAUCCUGGAGAGCACGCAGCAGGGCCUGCUGAUUGGACGCGGAGGCUACAAGCCCAGGGAUAUCUGCGUGUCUGCACCAACAGGCAGCGGCAAGACUCUGGCGUUUGUCAUACCUGUCAUACAGGUGCUGAUGGAGCGGGUGGUGUGCGAAGUCCGGGCUCUGGCUGUGUUGCCGACCAAAGAGCUGGCUCAGCAGGUUUGCAAAGUGUUCACGUCAUACGCUGAGGGAACCACUCUGAAAGUGGUGAUGCUGGCUGGUCAGCGGUCCUUUGCUGCAGAGCAGGCCUCACUCUCAGAACACAGGGGAGGGAUGAGACGCAGUUUAGCAGACAUUGUUGUGGCCACUCCAGGUCGACUGGUUGAUCACAUCGACAAGAAUUCAGGCUUAUGUCUGGAACACCUUAGGUUUCUUAUCAUUGACGAGGCUGACAGGAUGAUUGACAGCAUGCACCAGUCUUGGCUCAGUCAAGUGGUGAAGGCGGUGUACAGAUCAGGAAGUGGACCAGAAGCCAUGUCCCUCUUCAGGAGGACUGAGCCAGUAUAUGUCACAGCAGCCAGUCUGUCUCCACCUCAGAUGCCGCUGCAGAAGCUGCUGUUUUCUGCCACGCUCACACAAAACCCAGAGAAGCUGCAGCAGCUGGGCCUCCACCAGCCCCGACUCUUCAGCUCCAUCCACAGUCACUCCAACACCACACCAGCAGCCCCCACCCAGAAACAAGACCGCUUCGACUUCCCCCAAGGUCUGACGGAGUAUUAUGUUCCCUGUACGUUAAGCAAAAAGCCCCUCCUCAUCCUCCACUUCAUCCUACGUAUGAAGCUCAGCCCCAUCCUCUGUUUCACCAACUCCAGAGAGACUGCACACAGACUUUUCCUGCUGGUGCAGCUCUUUGGUGGAAUCCAUGCCGCUGAGUUCUCCUCCCGACUCUCUCCUGGUGAGAGAAAGAAGACGCUGAAGCAGUUUGAACAAGGAAAGAUCCAACUGCUGAUCAGCACAGACGCAACUGCCAGAGGCAUCGACGUCAACGGAGUCAAAUGUGUUGUGAAUUAUGACGCGCCACAGUACGUCAGGACGUACAUUCACAGGAUUGGAAGAACAGCGAGAGCAGGUAAAGCCGGCCUGGCCUUCACCUUUCUGCUCGGAGUACAGGAGAAGAACUUCCUUCGGAUGGUGGGGGAAGCAGGAAGCCCCGGGAUUCAAAAGCAGAUUGUUAAACCUGAGAACCUCAAGAGUAUGGAAGCCCGAUAUGAACAAACACUGCAAGAGCUGGCUGAUGUUAUCAAGGGUGAGAAAGCCAAAUAAGGGAGCAACACUGACAUUCCCCUCCGAGCUGGCAUCUGUGCCUCACAAAGAUCGCACUGCAUUUUUAUGGGCUGUAUUUAGUCAUUCGUGUCUGUGUGCGGCGAAGCUGGUGAGAUCGGCUCCACUGUGGCGGUUCCCACGGGAAGAUGCCGACGCCUGGAAAGGAGCUGAGGUCAUCGCCUGUUGACUGAGGCUCUGACCUGUGAAUUCAUGUGGAUGAUGGCGGUAGAAAACAAAUGAUCAUUAGAGUCAGAAUAAGGAAAUGCAGUAGUGAGAAGAAUUUAGUUCAUACAUAGAAAGCUCUGGUCUGAUGGCCAAAGCUACAAAAACACACACACGUUACGAGGUGAAUUAACACGUAUGACUUCACAAACUAUCGUUUAAAAUUUGUGAUAUGAAGACAACUCAGUGUAAUGUGAAGUGAUAUUUCAUCAUGUUUUUUUCCGUUGGAAUUCGUCUUCAUUAUAAAAUAAAAACUGGAGAAAA
This is a messenger RNA of Xiphias gladius (swordfish), 2708 nucleotides long. RefSeq names its product DEAD (Asp-Glu-Ala-Asp) box polypeptide 51 (gene ddx51). The transcript has 16 exons. The coding region runs from base 228 to 2222 and encodes 664 amino acids. Gene Ontology annotation, cellular component: nucleus. The record is from RefSeq and is a predicted model, not a curated record. Gene Ontology annotation, molecular function: ATP binding; nucleic acid binding. Lineage: Eukaryota; Metazoa; Chordata; Actinopteri; Istiophoriformes; Xiphiidae.